CUGAAUGGGGUCUUGUCGGUGAACAGCAAGGCUGUCGGUACAAGCGCUUUCUGUCUUAAUUAGCUUUGUCGGUCGCGCAUUCCCUAACAUUUCGCAGUCGAACAGCCACACUGGUAUUACCCGCGAUGUGAAGUGCUUUACUGCUCUCUACAGGCAACAUUUCGUUCAACUUUUUUGCCGCUCAACUUUCUGGUGAAAGUGGAUCUGCCUGGACCUGUUGGAAUCUGCAUGGAAAAACAUGAAAAGCCUAAAAGCAAAGUUCAGGAAGAGUGAUGCUCAUGAAUGGAGCAAGAAUGAUGAGCGUCUCCUCAGUGCUGUGGAGCAUGGAGAAACAGAAAAGGUCGCCUCUCUCCUAUCAAAGAAAGGAGCCAGUGCCACAAAACUGGACAGCGAGGGCAAGUCUGCUCUGCAUGUAGCAGCCACUCGGGGUCAGGCAGAGUGCCUAGCUGUCAUCCUGGCCCAUGGAGCUGACAUUUCUGUAGUGGACGCUUCAGGUUCUAGUGCUUUACACCUUGCUGCCAAAAACAACCAUCAGGAUUGUGCCAAAAAAUUGAUACAGAGCAAAUGUGUGGUAGACGCUCUGGACGGUGUUGGGAGGACUGCUCUUCAUCAUGCAGCUGCCAGUGGAAGCGUUGUGAUUGUUCAGCUUCUAUGUGAGCACAAGUGUCCUGUGAAUCUCAAAGAUACGGAUGGGUUCACGCCCUUGCUGUUGUCAGCAAGACAUGCUCAUGCAGAGGUGUGUCGCAGCCUGCUGGAUUGGGGAGCUGACAUCAACGCCUGUGAUAAGAAUGGCAGGACGGCUGUGAUGCUGGCCAGCGAGAGCAGCUGUGCUCCUGCAGUGGAGGUGCUGGUGCAGAGAGGAGCGGACCUGCUCAUGGUCGACUCUCUGGGCCAUGACGUCCUGCAUUACACCAAGCUGUCCGGCAGCGGGGAGGUUCGGGCCCUAAUCACCGCCGCCCUCCACCGGCAGCAGUCUGAACCAGCAGAUAAGAGUUCAAGCAGAACGCCACAGCAUGAUCAUGUGGCUAAGUUAAAUGAAGAGAGAAGCACAACCCCUAAAAAACGAAAAGCACCCCCACCUCCUAUUAGUCCAGUCCAGUUGACUGGCAUUGUGUCUCCACCUUAUUUCACCCCAACUGAAACUCCAGUAUCAAGUAAAAGUGAUUCAUCCAAGAGGUUCAAUUACAAGGAGGAGGAACUGAGAAGUGUGGCAAUGAAAGAAGAAAUAGAGAAGCUGCAGGAAGAGAAGAGUAUGCUGCUGGAGACCAUUGAAGAUCUGAAGCAGAUUGUGGAGCAGACUGAGCCCAAGACAGAGCACUGUGGGAAUGCAGAGUCAACACUGAUUGCAACCUUGCAAGCAAAAGUGGCCUCCCUCUCCUUAGAAAACCAGCAGCUUGCUCAGAUAAUCAAGAAACGUCCAGCUCCUCAAGGCGAAGAAGGCCGCGAGGACUCGCGUCCGAACAGCUUUGACUCCAAUGUCUCUUACCACUCCACUCAGGCAGACUUUGAUUUCUCCAGUGACCUCCACAGCCAAACGGGCGACAAGCAGGAGCUGUCUGAAGUUUCUGCUUUAGAUAAGAGCAGACUCCUAGUGGAGGCUGAACAAAUGAAGGAGGGUAGCGAGGAAGAAAUCCUGCUACUUAGGGAUGCACUGCAGAGUCUGCAAGCGAAACUGCAGGAGUCAAGGCUGGAGAAUCACUCCCUGCAGGCCAGGCUCAAACCCAACUCUUGUGCAGAGGAAAUUGGAAAUGAAGACAUGUCAGAAAGUGUGGCUGAACUGAAGGCUAAUCUUGCAGAUUCACAGCAGAAAUACCAGGCUGUGUUGGAAGAGGUACAAACUCUCAGGGCAGAGAGAAGAGCAGGAGCUGCAAGUCAAGGAGAGGAUCACGUGGUACAGAAGUUUCAGUAUUUGAAGGGCUGUCUUGAACAGGAGGUCAAAGACCUGAAGGCAAAGUUGGCCAAGUCACAAGAAGAGAAGAUGCAUGAUGCAUCUUUGAUAAAAGAUCUGGAGGCUCGUCUUCAGAGUGGUUCCAUUGCGGAGGAUGAGCGUCAGGAACUGAAGAACUCUUACAAUGUUCUGGUGGAGAACAUUAACCAGGAGAAGUCGUUGCUGAUUGAGAAGUACAAGGAGGCACAAGAGGAGAUCAAGAUGCUUCAGGAAGCGCUCUGUGGCACUGUGCCUGUUGAAGCUGCUGCCAAAGACUUUGAAGAGAUGAAGGCCGAGUUGGGCGAGGUUAUUGAAGGACUGCAGAGGCGGCUAUUGGAGCUUUCUAAAUCAUACAGUGAGGCCAAAAGUGAGUUGAGCACAGCCCACAGCCAGCUCCAGGCUAAAGCCUCGGAGUCCAAGGAGAGACCAGACGUGGUCUGGUUCACUAAAGAGCAGCAUGAGCAAAAAAUGCAAGAGCAGGCUCUGAAGAUGAAGGAUGUACAGAACACAUUAAAGGAUACUGAAAUCAAGUACCAGGCUGCACUGAAAGAGAUUUCUCAACUCAAACAAGAUGCUGAAGCCCAGGCCCAAUCCUCUAUAUCUCUUGCAGACCACACUCAGGUUGUAGCUUCCUUAGGGAGUGCCAUCAAGAACUUAGAAGCUGAGAUAGAGACCCUCAAGCAGCAGCUCUCCCAGAAGACCUCGCAGGUGGACGCUUUGCAGAACAGGCUGACGGUGGAGAAAGACGUGAUUCCAGACCAUUCUGUUUCCAGGCUGGAACAUGAGCAGCUACGAGAGUCCUUGGAGGGUGAGGUUAACCACUUGACCAACCUGCUUCAGGAUGCCCUGAGGAAGCAGGAUGAGAUGGCCUUGGAGGUGACUGCUGCCUGGCAGGAAGUGAAGGAUGAAAGAAAUGCGAAACAGGCAGCGCAGAAGCUGGCUUUAUCAAGAGAACAGGAGAACAAUGCACUAAACUCAAAGUACAAGGAGGCUCAGGAUAUCAUCGUGCAGCUGAAGAAACAGGUGGAGAACCACGUGAGCUCUGAAAGAGAGAAAAACAAAAAGAUUGAUGAUCUGUCAAAGGAGGUUGGCAAGUUGAAGGAUGCCCUGAACAGCCUGUCCCAGCUCUCUUAUACAACAAGCACCCCAAAAAGGCAACAGAACCAGCAGGUUGAUUCCCUCCAACAGCAGAUCAAGCAGUUGCAAUAUCAACUAGCUGAAUCUAAGAAACAGCACCAUGAAAUUGUCUCAGUGUACAGGAUGCACCUCCUCUAUGCUGUCCAGGGUCAAAUGGAUGAAGAUGUGCAGAAGGCCUUGAAGCAAAUUCUGAUGAUGUGCAAAAUGCCUACUGAGGCCAAGUGAUGGCGCUAUUAGUCAACCAUGUACUGCCAAAAUAAAAGGCAUGUAAGGAAACUCGUACUUGUGUUGCAUUCAGGAUCCGUCCACUUAAACUUUUUAUUCAGUGGAACAUCUUAUUUGGUCCUUAAAACAGCUGAAGACAAAGUCAGAUGACAACAAGCACCUGACCAGACAAUCAAGCAAAGUUUCAGAUGAAACGUUUUGAAAAGUGAUGUUGCAUUCAUAUAUUGUGAAAAAUAUGUUUGUGUUCAUCUUGUCAGAAUUAUUUUCAUAUGCAUAAAUGCCUUUUAAAAUCAGAACCCAUAAGCACAAUGCGUGUGUUAGUCCUUUUGUUUGCAGAAUGUUUUGUUGUUCUGCGGAUUUGAAUCAUAAAUAUCUUAUACUUGA
This is a messenger RNA of Colossoma macropomum (tambaqui), 3673 nucleotides long. RefSeq names its product retinoic acid induced 14 (gene rai14). Lineage: Eukaryota; Metazoa; Chordata; Actinopteri; Characiformes; Serrasalmidae. The record is from RefSeq and is a predicted model, not a curated record. Gene Ontology annotation, molecular function: actin binding. Bases 239 to 3289 code for a protein of 1016 amino acids. The transcript has 18 exons.